Messenger RNA from Macadamia integrifolia, 405 nucleotides. RefSeq names its product anther-specific proline-rich protein APG. The record is from RefSeq and is a predicted model, not a curated record. NCBI's taxonomy places the organism in Eukaryota, Viridiplantae, Streptophyta, Magnoliopsida, Proteales, Proteaceae. The annotation marks the transcript as partial. The transcript has 2 exons.
CCAUCACCACCACCUCCACCUCAAUCUCCACCUCCACCUGCACCUGCACCUGUAGCACCGGCAUUACCACCACCUAAAGUGAAGCAGUCACCAGCACCAGCACCAGCACCAGCCAAAAAGCCAUCAGCACCACCCCCACCUGUGGCACAGGAACCAGUCUCACCACCACCAGUACCUAUACAAGUGCAGCAGCCACCAGCACCCGCUCCUUCAGAGAGCAAGAAUAAUGAGAAAUACUAUAAUGCACCAGCGCCGGUUCCAAGCCCAGAGGGUCAUUUUGCACCUCAACCACCACCAAUUUUAGAUGUGAGCAGAGGAAUUGCGGUCUAUCAGAAGGAAGGACUGUUUGGAAGGUUCAUGAUGCUUGGACUAGCUAUUCCUGUUGCACUGGCUGUUAUGGGUUAA